UAUCAAAUCCUAGGAAUCGCGAGGUUAACUUGUUCUAUAAAAAUGGGUGAUACGAAGGAUGGAAAGAAAUGUAGUAAAGACGUGAUAGAGGCGUCGUCGGUGUGGUCAAAAAUCUCUUCGGAUUCCGACUGCCCGUGUAAUCUGGAGAACAGAGUGCUUUGCAUUCAGAAGAAUGUGGAACCCGAUAACUUGAUAAAUCGAAUAACUUGCAAACCACAAAAAAAUUACAAAAGGUGAGUACGCGCCGUUAAAAUUUAUCUGUCGACGAAUGAUGGCCACUGAGAUUUUCAGGGGGAGAGGAGAGAUACCGUUCCACGUUCCUCAUAAAAAAUUAUUGGAAAAAAUCGUGCAUAAGAAAGAAAUACCGGAACCACUGACCGGAUUUACCGAUCACCAGGACGCGAUUCGUCAAAAAGUUUGUCUUCCUUACAUCCCUCUGCCUCACGUAGAGGAAAAAUCCAGCCACAGAGGGUCUCUGACCUCCAAAACCGUUCUGGAAGAUUCAGAAAUCUUGGAAACGAAAACGGCCCAGACUCCACCCCUUGAGAUAGUUGACCAGUUGAAGAUAAUCGAGGAUCUUCGAAAUGACCCUAAGAUCGGAUUUUUUUACAUGGUAUACGCCGUCGAGAGGUGUUCUCAAUUUUUCACCCCCUACGCCAUGAAAAUUGUUCCUUACGAUCAACUUCAGCGAACUUAUAUGACCAUCAGUACGGACGGUGUGACCCAGUACAGCCCUGAAGAAAUGUCUUUCACGCCCAUCGAACUCUGGGAAAGAGAAUAUCGAUUCUACUUGAAAUUAAUGAAGAUAAGGUCCUUCGUGACGUACCGUUUGUGGAAAGCCUUUUACGUGUGGAGGAAAACGCUGGCAUGGUCAAAGUUUGUCAAUGCUAGAAAUUACAUGGAAAAAAAUCUGUUCAUUUCCGAUCCAAUACUGAGCAAGGCCCUUCUGGAGGUGAAAGCGAUGUGCGCUGUCUUUUUGGAUUCUUCGUUCAACGAUUUUUCGUUGAACGAAAAACAGCCGCUUUUCAUGUACGCCGAAGCGCAGUUAGCGAAAUUGGAAUCCAUCAGAAAAAAACUAGACGAGUUUAGGAAACUCGCCGUCGAUAUCGUGAACAACGCUUGUCUCGGUGCUCUUUUGGAACAGGGUUACACUCCGGAUGACUCGAACAUCACCAUAGAGCAAACCGCUUACGGAAAAUUAGGUCAGUUCAGCGGAGCUAAAUUUAAGAUGCCAAAGGACGGAGUUCUGAAAAUGAGUUUCAUAGAACAGGCGUCGAAAAGAAAAAAGUGCUACCGACUUUCGUGUUUUAUACACCUCAUCGACUACAUGCAGACGAACAUGAUGCACGUAUUGCUGAACAAUACGUACAAGGAAUUGCUGAAAAUUUUGCGGAAGCACACGGAAUUCUUACCAUCCAAAGAGUUGCUGGAAGCAACGGAUAUCGGCGUUACUAUAGACGUCCCACGUACACCAGGAAUUUACCCCCAGCAUCCAUUUUUUGUUACGAAUUUAAUAAUCGCGGAAGAUACGGGAUUAGUAAUGGAUCCCUCCGAGGAGAUAUUGUUUUACGUAUUUCAAACAAUCUGUGACUUGUGGGAGGAAAAUUUAAACGCCAUAAAACCUUUGCUAUCCGAUCAAUAUUUCAGCAGUUUUACCAGGCCACUGAUCAACCAUAAAAUCGAAGAUAAACUCUGCGGAAACCCUCCCGAAAUUUUGACAGUUUUGAAGCAAGAUGCGGAAAUGGAUAUGUUAAAAAACGAAUUGCGUAGUGUUUUGAAUGAAAAUAUCGAUGCUGUGAAAUUGUAUUGGAAUCGCUUGAUACCGAUAGAAGUAUUCUACAAAGAAGACAUGGCCUCCGACGAUCAGAUAAUCCGACGGGAAACUGUUUGCGAAAAAUUUCGAAAAUUGUACAUUCGUUACUCGAGCGAAAUCGAGACGAUAAAUGAGGUCGCCGAUCAUGAGGAUUUGGGAAUUUUUUUAAUCAUAUUGGACAGGUUCAAGGAUAUCGCUCUUGUCGCACCUAAUAAAAAAUUGAGAGUCCUGGAAUCGGUACUGCCCUCAAUCGGAAAGUCAAAGGUAGACACGGUUUUAACGGCGGCGAUCGACGCCAUAAAUUAUCUCGAAAUCGAUCCGGUAUCAACCGAGGAUUUCGUUGCGUACAUUAAAUUUCUCGACAAAGCGCAACAUAAAAUUGACAGUAUGGAAACCCAGCUGGAAUACGCGAAAGAAAUCUACGACAUAAUGGAGGAAUAUCAGAUUCCUGUGCCACCGGAAGAAGUUGCCAAUUAUUUGGGUAUAAAUGUCCAAUUUACGAGUCUACGUUUGGCGGUAGAAAAACGAGUCGUCUCGAGGGACAAUCUUAUAGCAAGCUUCAAUUCGCAGCUUCAAUUGGAUAUCGACGAAUUAAUUGACAAGAUUUCAGACAUCAAUGACGAAGUUGUUCAAAGUUGGCUACUGAGUUCGGAGAGCAACAUUGCCCACUGUUUUUCUACCUUGAAAAACCUGAACGCGAGGAUGACCGAGUGCGCGAGUACGGCGAACGAGUACAGAAAUUACCAGAAGGCGUUCAAGGUUGAGGUGACGAGAUUCGAUAUACUCGAGCAAGUAACGAACGAAGUCAGACUCCGUACGCUCUUGUGGGAAACGGUCGACGGUUGGGCCUCCGCCGUCGAAGAAUGGUACUCGGUGUUAUUCGAAUCCCUAAAUGUGGAGGAGAUGACGACGUUCACAUCUCGUAACGUCAAAAAUAUUGUAAUGUUGGAGAAAGGUUUACCGGCCAACGACAUUGUCCCGAAAUUGAAGAACGACGUGGAGACCAUAAGAGACAAACUACCCAUCAUCGGAUACCUGAGAAAUCCAAAUCUAAAAAGUCGUCACUGGCAAAAAAUUGAAAGUCUGCUGAACUACAAAUUUACAGCGGACGAACCGGUCACACUCGGCCUCUUGGAGAAUCUCAACGUAUUCUCUUAUCCUGCUCAAUUGAUGGAAAUAGCGGCAGCGGCUAGUUCAGAAUUUGGAUUAGAGUUACUGUUGAAAAAAGUUGAGGACUCUUGGAAGACCUUGGAAUUCACUGUCAUACCGCACAAAGAAUCCAAAGACGUAUUCAUCUUGGGGACUCUCGAGGACGUUCAAGCCGUCCUGGAGGAAAGCAACAUCAAUGUGCAAACCAUCGCAGCUUCUCGUCACGUUGGUCCGAUUAAAUCCAGAAUAGACGAUUGGGUUCGACAGCUCGAUCUCUUUUGGAAGACAUUGGACGCUUGGCAGUAUUGCCAGCAGCAAUGGCUGUACUUGGAGUCAAUAUUUUCAGCUCCUGAUAUCCAAAGACAGCUUCCGGUCGAAUCGAAACUCUUCAUAGUCGUCGAUAAGUCAUGGAAAGAAAUAAUGCGGAAGACAGUCAAGAUGCCACUGGCACUGGAAGCUUGUUGCCAGCCCGGACUGUACGAGAAGUUCAUCGAGAACAACAAAAAUUUGGAUCAAAUCCUCAAGUGUCUCGAAGCGUAUCUGGAAACUAAGCGCAUUGCUUUUCCGAGAUUCUUUUUCUUGUCGAAUGACGAACUCCUUGAGAUUUUGGCCCAGACCAGAAAUCCCCACGCUGUGCAGAGACACUUACAGAAAUGUUUCGACGCGAUUCAUCGUUUGGAAUUUGCCACGGCGCAGACAGACGACAGUACAGAAGCUGCCCCGGAUGCUGUUGUACUGACGACAGACAUCAGUGCGAUGUUAUCUCCAGAGGGAGAAAGAGUUCAGCUAGGUAAAGGGUUGAAGGCCAGGGGCAACGUGGAAGACUGGCUGGGGAAGGUUGAGGCAUCGAUGUUCUCAUCCCUAAAAAGAAGAAUGAAGUCCGCGAUAAGCGACCUCCGAAACAGGGGAAGAGAAAUGUUCCUAGUCGCGCACCCCUCGCAGAUAGUUUUGACCGUCUCGCAGAUAUUCUGGGCCAGAAACGUCCAUAUUAUACUAGAUGAUAAAGUCAACGUACAAAAUGCGAUGCGAUCGUUUGAGCAAAAAUGUUACACGGAUUUGAAUCAACUGGCCGCGAUGGUGAGAGGAGAGCUCACGAGGCUCGUGCGCGAAGUUAUAAUCAAUUUGAUAACCGUUGACGUUCACGCGAGAGACACGAUUACCAUUCUUGUUGAGAACAAGGUGAGUUCGAGCACGAAUUUCGAGUGGAUGAAAGCGCUUCGUUAUUACUGGGACGAAGAAAUCGACAAUUGCUUGGCUCGAAUGAGCAGCGCUGAAUAUCUUUACGGGUACGAAUAUCUCGGGGCGCAGAGGAGGCUGGUGAUAACUCCCCUGACCGACAAAUGCUAUCUUUGCCUUAUGGGGGCCCUUCAACUCGAUUUAGGUGGAGCUCCCGCUGGACCUGCUGGCACAGGAAAAACCGAGACGACCAAAGACCUGGCUAAAGCUCUGGCGAUACAAUGCGUCGUUUUCAAUUGUUCCGAAGGACUCGAUUACAGGAUGAUGGGUAGAUUUUUUUCCGGCCUCGCCACAUCCGGCGCGUGGUGUUGCUUCGACGAGUUCAAUCGUAUAGAUAUCGAGGUGCUAUCUGUGAUCGCCCAGCAAUUGAUUACCAUAAGAAAUGCAAAAGUGUCCAGAGCCAAAGAGUUCGUCUUCGAAGGGAGAAAAAUAAAGCUGGUGAUGUCCUGCGCCGCUUUCAUAACGAUGAAUCCGGGUUACGCGGGUCGUACGGAAUUGCCGGACAAUCUCAAGUCCCUGUUCCGUCCGAUAUCCAUGAUGGUUCCGGACUACAAGCUCAUCGCCGAGGUGACCCUCUACUCCGAAGGAUUCGAAUCUUCGAAAUCCCUCUCCAAGAAAAUGACCUUAAUGUAUACGUUGUGCAGUGAACAACUCUCGCAGCAGGAUCAUUACGAUUUUGGGAUGAGAGCGGUUAAAAGUGUCCUGGUGAUGGCCGGGAGUCUGAAGCGAGAGAAUCCCGACAAACAAGAGGAUGUGGUUCUGAUCAGAGCUCUCCGAGACAGCAAUAUUCCGAAAUUCUUAGCGGACGACACGGAGCUAUUUCAGGGAAUACUCGGCGAUCUCUUCCCGGGGGUGAUAAUUCCGGAAGAGGACUACGGCGUGUUCCAGAAAACGACCGUUAAAGUGAUGCGAGAAGCGCAGCUCCAGCCGGAGCUCUGUUCUAUAAAAAAAGUCAUCCAGUUGCACGAAACUAUGAUAGUCAGGCACGGAGUCAUGCUCGUAGGACCGACGGGAGGCGGAAAGACUACCGUCUUGAAAACCUUGUGCGACACGUUGACGCGUCUUCACCGCGAGGGAAUCGCCGGGCAAUAUUUUCAGCCUGUCCACAUGUACGUCCUGAAUCCAAAAUCCGUAACGAUCGGAGAAUUGUACGGGGAGAUAAAUCCUCUGUCCAACGAAUGGCACGAUGGUUUGCUCGGGAUCAUCGUGCGCAAUGCUUGUUCCGCUUCGACGGAGGACCAUCAAUGGGUGGUUUGCGACGGACCGGUAGACGCUGUGUGGAUAGAAAACAUGAACACUGUUUUAGACGAUAAUAAAAUGCUGUGUCUCGCCAAUUCCGAGAGAAUAAAAUUCACGCCUUACGUUCACAUGGUCUUCGAAGUUAUGGACUUGGCUCAAGCCUCCCCAGCAACAGUUAGUCGAUGCGGCAUGGUGUACCUCGAUCCCACCGAGCUCCAAUGGCUUCCCUACGUUAAAACUUGGGCCUCUAAACUCCCUUGGAAAUUGGUGAACGACGACGUGAAAGAGCAGAUCAUCGAUCUGUUCGAAAGAUACAUGGACAACGGUUUGACGUUUUUCAAAAAAAAUUGCGACCAUGCGAUUAAUCAGGUCGAUAUAAGCAAGGCCAACAUGCUAUGUGCUCUGAUGGAAAGCAUUCUAAACGAACCUGGAGCGAUCGAUAGAUCGGUAGAAAAAUCAAGGGCAAAAACUUUUCUGACGCAAGCGUUCAUUUUCGCUUUUAUCUGGUCGGUUGGAGGAAACCUGAUCGAUAGUUCUAGAGAAAUAUUUGAAACAUUCGUCAAAGAAUUGUUCGACGAAAAUUCAGAUGCGCGAUUACCAUCGAGUGGAGAUCUAUGGAGCCUUUACCUGAACGUACAAGGUCGUCGUAUGGAUUUAUGGCUGAAAUUACUGCCGACAUUCAACUAUAAUCCGGAACAACCGUUUUUCGAAAUUUUGGUACCAACUGUAGACACUGUUCGGUUUUCUUACAUUAUGCAGAAAUUGGUAGAGGUGAACAAAGCGGUUUUGUUCACCGGAGGAACCGGAGUGGGAAAAUCGGUGAUAGCGAAACUGGUGCUCAACAAUUUACAAAAAACCGAAGCAUGGGUUCCUGUGAUAUUGAACUUCUCAGCCCAAACGAGCAGUGGUCGUACCCAAGAAAUCCUCGAGUUGAAACUGGAAAAGAAGAAGAAAGCUCUGAUCGGAGCUCCGGUUGGGAAACGUGUAUGUGUCUUCAUCGACGAUGUCAAUAUGCCCAAAUUAGACACCUACGGAUCUCAACCGCCGAUCGAACUCCUACGACAAUUUCUGGACUUCGGUGGCCUCUACGAUAGAGAUAGAUUGUUUUGGAAGGUAAUUGAAGACGUUGUAUUAUCCUGCGCUUGUGCCCCGCCCGGCGGAGGUAGAAAUGUCCUCACUCCGAGGUUCGUGAGACAUUUUGGAAUGCUGGUUAUCCCGGCGCCGACGGAAGGCUCUUUGAAAGCGAUAUUCAGAGCCAUAAUGCGUGGAUUUUUGAAGGACUUUGUCGCCCCGGUCGUUGACGUAGGUGACAAAAUUGUAGGAGCUACGGUAGAAAUUUACGACAGAAUAGCGAUAGACUUACUCCCGACUCCCGAAAAAAGUCAUUACGUGUUCAAUCUACGCGACUUAUCGAAAUGCUUUCAAGGGAUGCUCCAAGCUGAUCCUUCCGACGUAAGGGAAUCCAAACAAAUCCUCAGACUCUUUUACCACGAAUGCCUGCGAGUUUUUCACGAUCGUUUGAUCAACGUGGAAGAUAAGUCCUACUUCUAUCGACUCCUCACCGAGAUGUGUAAGCGCACAUUCGGAAACGAGGUGGUACCGUUACCAAAUGACGAGGUCAUCGAACACCCGCCAAUUUUACUCUUCGGAGAUUUCAUGGUUCUCGGUGCCGCCAAGGAAAACAGGAUUUAUCAGGAAAUCAAUGACGUCGCAAAACUGAAAGGGGUUCUCCAGGACUACUUGGACGAUUAUUGUUUAUCAACGGUGAAAGAAAUGAACAUUAUUUUCUUCAUGGACGCUGUCGAACAUUUAUGCAGAUUGGCUAGAAUACUCCGUUCCGAAAGAGGAAACGGUUUGUUAGUCGGUGUAGGGGGUAUGGGAAAACAGAGCUUGACAAAACUAGCUUCUCACGUCAACGGUUAUCCAUGCCAGCAGAUAGAAGUCUGUCGCGGUUACGACGUAAACUCUUGGCACGAUGAUUUGCGACGUUUUUAUUUCGCCCCCGGUUCCGCGGCAACGGAUGUAACGUUUCUUUUCACCGACACGCAAAUCGUGGUCGAAGAAUUUUUGGAAGACAUAAAUAACACGUUGAAUUCAGGAGAGGUUCCGAAUCUCUUCGAAACGGACGAGUUGGAAAAAGCAAUAAUCGCUACGAGGCCAGCAGCAAAAUUGGCGGGCAUUCCAGAAACGGCCAGGGACGAUAUAUACCGAUAUUUUAUUGGAAGAGUAAGAAAUCACUUGCACCUAAUGUUGUGCAUGAGUCCCGUCGGAGACGCUUUCAGACGUCGGUGUCGGAUGUUCCCAUCGUUGGUCAAUUGUUGCACCAUAGAUUGGUACACGAAAUGGCCAGACGAAGCCCUUUUGUCCGUUGCCGAAAAUACACUAGGUUCUAUCGUCGGAAACGACUCCCCGAUGAUCCCAGCGUUGUCUUCCAUUUGCGUUUUAAUGCACGAGAGUGUCGAGGAAAUGACCGUCCGAUUUUUCAACGAAGUACGACGUAGGUAUUACACGACACCCAGUAGUUACUUGGAGCUCCUAAAAUUAUACGCUUCUACGUUGGAGGCUAAAAAGAAGAAGACGCUAAUGACGAAAGAUAAGAUCUCGAACGGACUUCGCAAACUAUUCGAAACCAAUGAAACAGUGGCUGAUAUGAAAGCCCAACUCCUAGUCUUGGCGCCAAAGCUAAAAGUCAGCUCCGAAGAGGUGUCCAAACUACUCGUUAUCGUUCAGAGACAACAAGUGGAAGCUGACAAAGCGAGAACCAUCGUGGCUGCGGAUGAAGCGACUGCAAAAGUAAAAGCAGAGGCGACGGCUCUUUUGGAAGCGGAUGCGAAAAAAGAUUUGGACGCAGCGAUGCCAGCUUUAGAAGAGGCGAAACGAGCCCUCGAAUCUCUGAACAAAAACGAUAUAAAUGAGAUCAAAGUAUUCAAUAAACCACCCCAUUUGGUCAGAUUCGUAAUGGAGGCGGUCGAUCUACUGUUGGGAGAAAAACUCGAUUGGGCAUCGGCUAAAAUAGUUCUAGCGGAUGUUCACUUUCUAGAUAGAUUGUUACAGUAUCCAAAAGACGAUAUAAGCGACAAGUUACUGAAAAAAUUACAGGAAUACGUAAACCACCCGGAAUUUUUGCCAGAAAUUGUAGCGAAGCAAAGCAAAGUUUGUAAAUCAAUUUGCAUUUGGGUCAGAGCGAUACAUGGCUACGCUAAACUCUACAGAAUCGUUGAACCCAAAAGAAUCAAACUGGUGCAAGCCCAAAAUGAACUUUGGGUCAUCGAAGGCGUUCUGCAGCAAAAGCAGAAGCAACUGGCAGAAGUUGAAAAGAAAAUCGCAAAACUCCAAGCGCAGUUCGACGGAGCUGUUAAUAAUUUGGCUCAACUGGAAUAUAAUAUGCAACUUGCUGAAGCUCGACUGAACAGAUCGGGACGAUUGACUUCAGCUCUUUCCGACGAACAAGUCCGGUGGGAAGAAUUAAUGAAAGACUUCGAUAGGCAGAUCCAAAACUUAACUGGUGAUAUUUUAAUCGCGGCUGGUGCGCUGGCGUAUCUCGGAGCUUUUACAAGCGAUUACAGAGAAGAGUUAUUGAACAGUUGGAUCAAAAGCUGCACCGAGUUGGAAGUUCCGAUCACUCCCGGUUUCAAUUUGAUCAACGUUUUAGCUGAUCCCUACGAAAUUCGUUGCUGGAAUGGAUUUGGUUUGCCGAGAGAUCAAGUUAGCACGGAAAACGCGAUUUUGGUAACGCAAGCCGGUCGAUGGCCUCUCAUGAUAGACCCGCAGGAACAGGCGAACCGGUGGAUCCGUAACAUGGAGCGUGAGAAUAAUUUAAAGAUCUGUAAAAUGACAGAUUCAAACUUCAUGCGAAUCAUGGAGGCCUGCAUCAGAAUCGGAGCUCCUAUGCUACUCCAGGAAAUUGGAGAAACUUUGGAUCCAAGUCUCGAACCCGUUCUUUUGAAACAAGUUUUCAUAAUGGGCGGACGAUUGUUGAUCCGUAUCGGUGACUCAGAAGUGGAAUACGAUUCGAAUUUCAAACUAUACAUCACAACUAAAAUGGCUAAUCCUCAUUACUUGCCGGAAAUUUGUAUAAAAGUUACCAUCGUCAAUUUUACCGUAACUCCUUCGGGACUUGAGGAUCAGUUAUUGGCAGACGUCGUGCGGCUGGAGAGACCAGAUCUCGAAAAAAUGCGCAACGAAUUAAUAGCAAAAAUUAACGCUGACAAGGGACAACUGUCGUUGAUAGAGGACAAGAUUUUAUCGCUUCUUUUUAGCUCGGGAGACAAUAUUUUGGACAACGAAGAACUCAUCGAAACGCUGAACGACAGCAAAGAAACUUCAGCGAUUAUAGCAACUCGUUUGGUAGAAACAGAAGCCACGGAAGAGAAAAUUACAAUUGCCAGAGAAAAGUACAGAUCGGUCGCCACGAGAGGAUCGGUCUUGUAUUUCGUCGUCGCUAAUCUCGCGGAAAUUGAUCCGAUGUACCAAUUUUCGUUGAAAUAUUUUAACCAGGUGUUCAACAUUGUUAUCGAAACAAGUAGAAAAAGUUCCGAUUUAAAAGAACGUCUCUUGAUCCUGUACAACGAAAUAACUACGGCGAUUUACACAAAUGUUUCGAGGGGACUUUUCGAAAAGCACAAGUUGGUAUUCAGCUUCAUGUUGAAUGUCGCGAUCUAUUUAAAUUCUGGAAUCAUAAGCCCUGCCGAAUGGAAUUUCCUGCUGCAUGGACCUAUGAAACCCGAUUACCCGACUUUGACUGAACAAACUUGGAACGGGGUUAUUUACCUGACUGAAAACUUUGAAACAUUCAAAAAACUUGCCGAAGACGCCUUGAAUAAAAUAAAUAUAUCAAUCGGCACAAAUGAACAGGAAAUAAAUAUAAUUCCAACGAAUAAUACAAAUUCAACGUAUAAUUGGAAUGCAAACUUAACUGACAUGGAAAAACUGAUGCUACUGAAAGCGAUGAAAGAAGAAAAACUUAUUUUCGGUAUAACGGCCUACGUCCAGAAAAACCUUGGCCAACAGUUUAUCGAAUCACCAAUGAUAUCUCUUCAACUUCUCUUCCCAGACACAUCGAAGACAACUCCUCUCGUUUUCGUAUUGAGUACAGGAUCCGACCCCUUUGGUGCAUUUCAAAAAUUCGCCGGUGAAAUGGGAUUUGUUGAUAGAAUACAAUCGAUAUCCCUUGGCCAAGGACAAGGUCCAGUCGCCGAAUCCCUUUUGAAAAAAGGAACGAAAGACGGCGACUGGGUAUUUCUGCAGAACUGUCAUUUGGCAACCUCGUGGAUGCUUACUAUGGAAAAAUUAGUGAUCGACAUUUCGGAGGCUCCUGAAGAAGUCCAUCAGGAUUUUAGACUGUUUUUAAGUUCUAUGCCCAGUAUUUCAUUCCCAAUUUCUAUCCUUCAGAACUCUGUUAAAGUGACCAACGAACCACCAAAAGGGUUGAAAGCCAACAUCAAAAGAUCCCUCUUUGAGCUGGACGAAGACUUUUUUGAAAAUCACGCAUUGGGAAUAGCCUGGCGGAAAAUGGUAUUCGGGAUUUGUUUUUUCCACGCAAUUAUUCAGGAGAGAAAGAAAUUCGGUCCUCUUGGGUGGAACAUUUUGUACGAAUUUAAUACCAACGAUCGAGAGUGUUGCUUAUUGAAUCUACAAAUGUUUUGUACAAGCGGAGUUAUCCCUUGGGAUGCAUUGAUAUAUAUCACAGGUGAAAUAACGUAUGGAGGAAGAAUCACCGAUAAUUGGGAUUUACGUUGCCUGAAAACUAUACUUGAAGGAUUUUUUUCCCCCGAAACUUUGAACGCUGACUACACUUACUCGUUGUCGGGAACAUACUACUGCCCUGUAUUCAAAAAACUACAAGAAUACCGAGACUUUGUUGAGAAUUUUCCGAUAAUUGAAGAACCAGAAAUUUAUGGCAUGCACGAGAACGCUAAUAUCGCGUAUCAGCUGAAAGAAACAAAGACUGUAAUUAACACCUUAAUGGAGGUGCAACCGAGAGUCGCUGCGACUGGGGAAGGCGUAUCGAGUUCAGAAAUUGCGUUUCAACUAGCUGAUAAUAUCAUGGAACGGAUCAUCUUAUCGAUUGAUCCUUACGAAUGUAAUCCCAAUCACCUGAAAAAAGACUCAGCCGGUCGAAUCCCUUCGCUCACAACAGUUCUACUGCACGAAGUUGAUAGGUUCAAUAAACUUUUAGCGAAAAUUCAUUCAUCUAUGGAUAAUCUUCAACGAGCGAUAAGGGGAUUUGUCGUGAUGUCUGAUGAACUGGAAAAAGUUUUCAGAGCACUAAUUCACAAUCAGGUCCCGCAAAUGUGGCACAACGUGAACGUUUACCCUUCAUUGAAAAGUUUGGGAAGUUGGAUCAGAGAUCUGGAGCUGCGAAUUGACUUCAUUUCCACCUGGUUGCUCUACGAAAUGCCAAUUUCUUUCUGGAUUUCGGGUAUGUCAUUUCCACAAGGCUUCAUUACUGGAAUGCUGCAAACUUAUGCUAGGAAGCAUAACACCCCAAUUGAUCAUCUGAAGCUCGAUUUUACGCCAACUAAAGUUGUGCUGGCUCAAGAUUCCAUAGAAACAGCUCAUCGUGAAGCUCAUAAAGAGGUGCCCGGUGCAUACGGAAAUCUUAGCGUUCCACAAGAUGGAGUUUUAAUCCAUGGGCUGUUCCUGGAUGCUGGUAAAUGGGAUUUUCAAUUCAUGGUUCUUGUUGAUGCGAACAAGGGUGAAAUGAAUCCAUCUCUGCCGGUCUUACACGUGCAACCAACAGCAUCAUUGCCGGAAGUAGAUCCCAGAUACGUUUGUCCUUUGUAUAAAACAAGCGUAAGGGCUGGGGUUCUUUCUACAACCGGACAUAGCACAAAUUUUGUGGUAGCGAUCCUACUAAGUUCGGCUCGCCAACAAUCCUAUUGGAUUCUCAAAGGAACAGCGCUUUUGAUUCAAAUCACGGAUUAG
Athalia rosae (coleseed sawfly) is the source of this 12364-nucleotide messenger RNA. RefSeq names its product dynein axonemal heavy chain 6 (gene Dhc16F). Gene Ontology annotation, molecular function: dynein light intermediate chain binding; ATP binding; minus-end-directed microtubule motor activity. Gene Ontology annotation, biological process: microtubule-based movement. NCBI's taxonomy places the organism in Eukaryota, Metazoa, Arthropoda, Insecta, Hymenoptera, Athaliidae. Gene Ontology annotation, cellular component: dynein complex. Bases 269 to 12364 code for a protein of 4031 amino acids. The transcript is spliced from 61 exons. The record is from RefSeq and is a predicted model, not a curated record.